Molecule: messenger RNA, 3615 nt
Organism: Hemibagrus wyckioides
Lineage: Eukaryota; Metazoa; Chordata; Actinopteri; Siluriformes; Bagridae
Gene: mcoln1a
Product: mucolipin TRP cation channel 1a
Exons: 15
Coding region: 225-1970 (581 amino acids)
Cellular component (GO): plasma membrane; lysosomal membrane
Molecular function (GO): NAADP-sensitive calcium-release channel activity
Source: RefSeq, a predicted model, not a curated record
GCAAGCGCGAGCCACCUCUCGGUCUCUCCGCUCAGACCUGCAUAACAGCGCGAGGCGAGCGAGCUGGUGUGCGCGAGCGCGAAAAACAAAAACAACGCAAAUAUCAAUUAUUAUUUUUAUUUUUGCGUAUUAGUACAGUUGUUUUUUUUGUUUUUUUUUACUAUUUUAAUGCAUCGUGACCCAGACUCGCUUUUUAUGACGGAUGUUUCUUUCGCGCUGCCAACAUGGCCGUGGUUGACCAAAAUAACAUCAUUCACGACGCUACCGAAAGGGAUCGAUUACUGUCUCCAGUGACUCGCUAUGGUUCCCAUGGUGGCAGCAUCGACCACGGCAACUCCAAGAUGUACCCGACGACAGGCACCUGGGUUGCCACGGACGAGGAAGAGGAAGAGCUGAGGAGGAAGUUGAAAUAUUUCUUCAUGAGCCCUUGUGAUAAGUACUAUGCCAAGGGAAGAAAGCCGUUUAAACUGGUCUUGCAGCUCGUAAAGAUCAUCAUAGUGACCGCACAGCUUGUACUGUUUGGUUUGAGUAACCAGAUGGUGGUGACAUUUAAAGAAGAAAACACAGCUACCUUCAAACAUCUUUUCCUUAAAGACUACAGCGACGGUGCUGAUGACACGCUGGCAGUGUACACGCAGAGUGAUGUCUAUGACCACAUCUAUUAUGCAAUAGAACAGUACCUGCACAUGCCGGAGACGACUGUGGGACGUUACGCGUACGUGUACGGAGUGGGCUACAACGGCAGCGCUCUGUCUCUCUGCCAGCAAUAUUAUAAAAAAGGGCGCAUCGACCCAGCCAAUGAUACCUUCAGCAUCGACCCACAUAUUAAAACAGCUUGUGUAGGAGUCACGCCGCUCGACGUACCUGAUGGCUUCUUGAGAAACAACUACAAAAACUUUACUCUCAAAUUUCACAAACUCAUCAAUGUUACUAUACAGUUUCAGCUAAAGGCUAUAAAUCUUCAGUCCAUCAUAAACAAUGAGAUUCCAGACUGUUACACGUUUGUAAUCACGAUCGUCCUGGACAAUAAGGCUCACAGCGGCAAGGUGAAGAUCAGUCUGGAAAACGAGGUCUCUAUCAAGGAGUGCAGAGACCCCAGUGUAUCCGGCCAUGCGGAGAGCAACUACCGUCUGGCCUUCGACGUGACCGUAUUGCUGAUUUGCGCCAUCUCGCUGAUUCUCUGCGGGCGCUCCAUACUCCGAGGAAUCCUCCUUCAGCGUGAGUUUGUACAGUACUUUAACAACAAACUGAAUCACACGGUGUGCUGGGGGGACAGGAUGGAGUUCAUCAAUGGCUGGUACAUCCUGCUCAUCAUCAGUGACGUGCUCACAAUCACAGGCUCUUUAAUAAAAAUCGCCAUCGAGUCCAAGGAAAUCUCAUCCUAUGACGUUUGUGGCAUUUUGUUGGGAACGUCGACACUGUUGGUGUGGGUGGGGGUGAUUCGCUAUCUCAGCUUCUUCCAGAAGUACAAUAUUCUGAUCGUGACGUUGCGAGCAGCGUUCCCUAACGUCAUCCGUUUCUCCUGCUGCGUAGCAGUGAUCUAUCUGGGCUACUGCUUCUGCGGCUGGAUCGUUUUAGGACCAUACCACGUCAAGUUCCGCUCUAUGGCCAUGGUGUCAGAGUGCCUGUUCUCUCUGAUAAACGGAGACGACAUGUUCGUCACUUUCAGUGGCAUGCAGGAGAGCAGCACUCUGGUGUGGAUCUUCAGCCAGCUGUACCUCUACACCUUUAUCUCCCUGUUCAUAUACAUGGUGCUGUCGCUCUUCAUCGCCCUCAUCACUGGGGCGUACGAGACCAUCAAGCACCAAACUCAGGAGCCUAUUCACAUCACCGAUUUGCACGCAUUCAUCGCCGAGUGCAAAGACACACCCAGCUCCGGGAAGUUCCGGGGACUGGAGACGUCGGCAUGCUCCUUCUUCUGCUGCUGUGACAGGACCACCACUUAUGAAGACGUUCUACUAGUGAAUUAGUCGUUCAACUACAGCGCUUAUGCUCCCUGCUGGUGACGGUGUGAUGCUGCAUGGACUCCAUGGUUCGAAACAACAUAAAUACAGAUAUAAAUACACAUUUAACCUCCACACACUGCAGGAGAGAGAGGAUUUUCCUCCCGGAUGUGAUGGUGAAAAGGAAAUAAGAAAAGCACAGCAGGAACAAAAGCGAGUGAUGGAAAGGACCAGAAAGCUAUUUCUGUCCAUCACCUGCUCCGCAGAGAGCAGCACUAUGUUGGUGCAGUGCACAAGCUUUAUUCGAGCGUAUAGGUCCGGAGGUCUGUGUUUUAUGUGUCGUAUUGAACAUGAUUUUAUCGAGCUGUUAACUUAGCAGGAGCGUCUAGAAUUUAGCGCUACCGUUAAAUUUUUUGCAUUUGUUUUAAACUGGUAAGGCAUGUCUAACUUAUCAUUUUGAAGAAGAAGAAGAAGGAACUGCCUUUGCACCAUACCUCACUUUCACUACCCCAAACAUCACAUCUCUCAGCACUAAUCACUUCCUCGUUGUUCCUUUCAUGUUUAUAGGAUGCAAGAAUAAGCUGCUCUUAAGCUGUUUUAUGUUCUCCACACAUUCCAGCAACGGUCAGUAAAAAUAUCUGCUCAGACUAGUGAUUUGGAUCUGGACCACCAAAUCAUCCAAUCAGGACACGAAGGCAUCUCUAUUGACCUAGUCAUGUCUUCUGUCCAUUCAGAAAGGUCCCUCUGUCCCUCAGGCAUUCUGACCUAGUCGUGUGUUUUGGACUUAACAAUGAAGCAAGGAGCCAUAAUUGCGCUUCUAAUAUCUUCUGCCAAAUUUGUGGGUGUCCUGAAUAAGUUCUUCUUUUGCCGCGUUCGAAGAAAUCCAUCUUGGGACGAGGAUGUAAAGAUCGAGGAAACGCUUUAGAGCUUUUCCACUUUGCAAACUCGGCGAAAUUAAGAAAAUUUAGAGAACUUGGAGAAAGGGUUUUGUCUGUUCUUCUGUGCCUGAGUGUAAACAAGCUCAGCAGGGUGUAGCGUCAUUUCUUUAAGAUCCAAUAGAACAAUAGGAUUCUCUAAAUGCAUGUGACCUAGAUCAGGAACAGUAAACGCGUACGCUCUGGAUUUUGGUGCACAGCCACUGCAACUAUGGGUCAAUCUGGGGGCCAAGCAACAUAUUACUGCCUUUAAUAUGCAUUCAGUAACUUAUCUCGAGUAAGAACUGGAGUGAAGUGUGAUAGAGCUGCAACACUUGUUUAUUUUUCAUGUUUUCUGAAUCAAUCAGGAUGUACAGAAUUUUAAUUUAUUCAUGUAUAUGUGUACAGUAAUUAGUUUCUAUGUGUAUAAUGAAUUUUAAAUGCACCAGCAGUAAAGAGGAUGCAUUUAACGUUACAGUAACGCACAAUUUUUUCUUUUUUUUUUGGUUGAACAAGCUCAAUUUCCCAUUUGAGGUUGAUCUAGUCUCCAUUGUUGUAAUUUAUAUGACGAAUCAUUACAGUAGAAAGUGGGAAACUGCGCUGAGAUCAGUGUACUAAAAGCGUUUGUAUUAACACACACAGGCUCUGUUGAAAUCAUGUGUUUACUUGAAUGAAGUUUCCUGACAAAAUUUAUUCCUCGUGUAAUGAUUUGCCAUUGAAUUAUGAGUUAUAUAAUAUAUAAAAAAUUCCAUUUUCCA